Molecule: messenger RNA, 2167 nt
Organism: Schistosoma haematobium
Lineage: Eukaryota; Metazoa; Platyhelminthes; Trematoda; Strigeidida; Schistosomatidae
Product: Hemicentin-1, variant 2
Exons: 10
Coding region: 551-1456 (301 amino acids)
Biological process (GO): axon guidance; cell-cell adhesion
Cellular component (GO): cell-cell junction; plasma membrane
Molecular function (GO): cell adhesion molecule binding
Source: RefSeq, a predicted model, not a curated record
CACCAUUCAAAAUUUUACUGCUUACCUUCUUAUUACCACAAAUACGAAUGAGCCUGGAAUUUUUAGUUAGACUUGUUUAGAGGAAAUACCGUGCUUAGUUGUCUUCUACUUACUACAAAUGAGGGAGAAAUUUGCUUUCAUCACAAGGUUUACUUCAACACAUGUGUCAGAUCAUUUUUCAUCGUUUCCGGUUUACCAUUGUAAUUAUUUCUAUAUAAUAGUCGUCCUAAUUGUCUUUUUCGUUCCAUAUGUGCCUUGUGAGCAGGUUGUUACGCCUGAAGUGUCGAUUUAUGAUGAAACACCAGAUGCACACACUGGCAGAGUUGUUUAUCUUGAGAAUAAAACUGUUUUAAUAAAUGGUUUAGUAGGAGAAAAAGUUAUCAUACAAUGUAACGUUUUUAAUAUGCCUCGUGGAGCUAGGAUAUUUUGGCGGAGAGACAGUUUAUCGGGGGAUGAAGUUUCGGAAGUAAUAAAUGAUGGUCUCAUGUCCCGUGAUAUGUCUAGGUGGGAAAUUGGCCAAGGAAAGCAGCAAGAUUCUGUUCGCUGAUAUAUGUUUCGAUUAUUAAAUGAUGUUACUUUUAGGUCUUUCAACAGUGUCAUCCAAUUCCUAAUACAUGACUACAACUCGAGUUUAGAAAUCAUGUCUUUGGACAAAUCAUAUGAAGGUAAAUAUACGUGUGAAUGUCAAUACACUGGGUCUGUGGAACCAGCAAGAGUUCAUAGAAUUCUACGUGUGUUUGCAAAACCAAACAUCGUUCGACAUAUGUCAUCUUACGAUACAGACGCAGAUUCUGGUGACCCAGUUUCAUUGCACUGUAAUGCAGAUGGUAUCCCACCACCAUUUAUCUAUUGGAGACGUACAGCUGGAGCAAGUAGUAUAAUACGCAAUUUCGGUACUGUGAAAAGUGGAAAUGUAAUCAAAUUUGAUCAGGUUGAAGCUGACGAUGCUGGUGAGUAUAUGUGCUAUGCUGAGAAUUCUAUGGGUCGUGCACUGUGGCGCGUUCGAUUGCAAGUUAGGCAUGCACCAAUUGUUCGAAUAUUCCCUGUUGAACCAUUUCAAAAAUCUGGUUGUAAUCUACGACUAAUAUGUUUAAUUGAUGCUAAUCCUCCAGUAGAACAACAUGCUUGUCAAUGGAUAUCAAAUCGAACAGGCACUAUUACUUCAGGAUCUGUUGGAACAAGAUUAACCUAUUUAAAUGCUGGAUUAAUUCGUGAUCUCGUUCUGGAUUUGACACCAAUAAAAACACUAGAUUUUGGUGAUCUUUAUACAUGUACUGCAUCGAAUAGUUUAGGUACCGUCAGUGCUACCACAAUGAUUACAGAAUCCUUCACUGAAGUACCACUUAUCAAUGGUAGAUAUGCUUGUAAUCAUGCUGUAAAUUGGAUUCAUAUAAAUGCAUACUUAUUUAUAAGUAUUCAAUGUUUCAAUCUGUUAUUCAUAAAUGGAUUAUUUUAAAAGAAAAAGAAGAGAAUGUCAAUUUGUAUUUCUUUUUUCACUUCUCAUAACCCUACUACUUACUACUUCUAACACUACUACUACUACUACUACUACUACUACUACUACUACUACUACUACUACUACUACUACUACUACUACUACUACUACUACUACUACUACUACUACUAUAAUUUGAUUUUGUAUUUUAUAUGACAUUGAUUAUAACGUUGAUGAAUUGAAUAAUAAGUAGUAUCGUGAAGUUUAAGUAAAUUUUGUCAACUAUUCAAUUGACCAUGAUUUUUUUUGUAUGUUCGAAUAAUUGUACUAAGUUUUUUUUCUUUUCUACUGUUAUUCUUGUUGUCAAGGUUUAUACAAGAGUCCGUUUACUUCACCUUUUUUGUUGUUGUAAAUUUCACAAGAAAUAUUACAUAACUAUAUAUAGGAUUUUUCUAUUUGUGAUCAAUAUUUGUGUGUGUGUGUGUGUGUGUGUGCGUGUGUGAAAAUAUUUAGAUAAUUAAAAUAACCCAUAGUGUUAUUGAAUAAGAAAAAGAGAAGUUAGCGAAACUAAUUUUCUUUUCGACGAAAUCAUUUACUUAAGCUGUACGUUAUAUGGAAAAUGUAUGUCUAUAGAAGGAUAGAAAGGAUCGUAUCACAAAAAUGGAUUCAAGAAUAAAUAACAAAUGUGGUUAACGUACUAAUCAAAGGGUAAGGAAGAACAGAAUUAAUGGG